Messenger RNA from Closterium sp. NIES-67, 672 nucleotides. The record is from the annotation of a GenBank genome assembly. NCBI's taxonomy places the organism in Eukaryota, Viridiplantae, Streptophyta, Zygnematophyceae, Desmidiales, Closteriaceae.
CGGUCGCUCGUCAUGGGCCGCAUCUAUGGCCUCAUAGGGCUGGGAGGCGUGUACCGUCGAUUGGGACACGUUCGCUCACAUCGGGAUUCGGGGGGAAGGAGAAGAAGAGUGGCACCAAGGCCCGAGGUAAGAAGAGGCCAAAGAAGGGAAACACUUCCCGAAAGGGGAAGGAGAAGGUGGUCGAUGAGGAGGAGGAGGAGGAGGAGGAGGAGGAGGAGGAGGAGGAGGAGGAGGAGGAGGAGGAGGAGGAGGAGGAGGAGGAGGAGGAGGAGGAGGAGGAGGAGGAGGAGGAGGAGGAGGAGGAGGAGGAGGAGGAGGAGGAGGAGGAGGAGGAGGAGGAGGAGGCAGCAGAGGGCGAUGGCGAUAGCAGUGGACCCAACGAGCCUGUCAAGAGGGCCAAGGAGGGAUCCCCAUGGGACUGCAGUGACGGCGAGAGUGGGAGGAGGACGAGGAGGGGAGGAGCAGGAGAGGCGGAGAGGGACUAGGAGGAUGAGGCUGAGCAGCAGGAGGACAGGGAGGAGGAGAGGAGGAGUAGGACGAGGACGAGGCAUGGACGGGGGAGGACUAGGUGGGGGAGGACUAGGGGGGAGAGGACUAGGCGGGGGAGGACUAGGAGGGGGAGGACUAGGGGGGGGAGGACUAGGGGGAUGACGCUUAGGAGGAGGACGGGGG